UGGAGCUGCCUGCCUUGUAUGGAAAACCUCAGGAGGCAGUGAUGGAGGAAUCACUCAGGUGUAUCUCCCUCUGUGAUCCUGAGGCUGUCCAUGCCUUCAUCCUGGUCCUACCUGUGGCUCCCCUCACUGAUGAAGACAAGGGAGAGUUAGAGAUCAUCCAGAACACAUUCAGCUCUCGGGUCAAUGACUUCACUAUGAUUCUGUUCACUGUGGACUCAGAUCCUACAGAUCCAGCUGUUGGUAACUUUAUAAGACAAGACAAGGACAUUCAGAAGCUCUGUCAGACUUAUCGAGGACGAUAUGUUGUUCUCAACAUCAAAGAAAAGCAAACCAUCAUGAACCUUCUGCAUGAAGUGGAAAAUAUGAAAGCUGAAGGAUCCAAAUGCUUCACUAAGGACAUGUUCACCAAAGCUCAAAUGGAGAAGGUAACAAGACUUAAAGCUGAACUGCAGGAAGUUAAACACAGCAGUGUGGCUUCAUCUGAUGAUGCACAUCAAAGUGAACAGUCCAUCAGGAUGGUGCUGCUUGGAAAAACUGGCAGUGGGAAAAGUGCAACUGCAAACACCAUUUUGGGCAAAAAGGUGUUUUUAUCUAAAGUCAGUCAGAUUUCUGUGACCAGAGAAUGUCAGAAAGCAGCAGGAGAGAUUGAUGGAUGUCCUGUUGUUGUGGUCGACACCCCCGGCUUGUUUGACACAAAACUGUCCAAUUAUGAAGUUCGACAAGAGCUCCUGAACUGUAUCAGCAUGUUGUCUCCUGGACCUCACGUGUUCUUACUGGUGCUGCAGAUCGGUCGAUUUACAGAGGAGGAGAAAGAAACUGUGAAAAUAAUCAAAGAGAUUUUUGGAAAGAAGUCAGGAAACUUCAUCAUUGUUACCUUCACCAGAGGAGAUGAGCUUGAAGACACAUCCAUUGAAAGUUACAUAGAAGAAGACUGUUCUGAUUUUGUAAAAACUCUGAUUAAAGACUGUGGAGGCAGAUACCACGUCUUCAACAACAAAGAUCCAAAAAACCGUAGACAAGUGUCAGACCUGCUGAUGAAAAUUGAAGCCAUGUUGAAAGACAAUGGUGGUGGAUACUACACCACUGAGAUGUUCCAAGAGGCUGAGGCAGCAAUACAGAAGAAAGUGGAGAGGAUACUGAAAGAGAAGGAUGAAGACAUGAUGAGAGAGAGGGAGGAGCUUAAAAGGAAACAUAAAGAAGAAAUGCAAAAAGUAAAAAGACAAAUGGAAGAAAAGAUCUCUAAAUUUGAAUCUGAGAAAGAGCAGAGUAUGAAACAACUCAAACAGAUGCAGGAACGCAUUAACCAGGAGCGAGAAGAGAGAGGGAGAGAACAGAAAAUCAAAGAAGAUGAGGAGAGAAAGAAGAAAGAAGAGGAAGAAACUCAACGAGAACAAUGGAAACAAAAACUGGAAACUUUGGAGAAGCAAAUAGAAUCUGAAUCAAAGGAAGAGCUCAUCAGAGAGCUGGAGCAAAACAGGGAAGAAAUGAGAAGAGAGAGAGAGGCCUGGGAGAUGGAAAGGGAAGAAUGGUGGGACAAUAGGGAUCAAGAAAGGUCUUUAACAGCUUUGCCCAAUUGGAGACAUGGCAUGCCUAAACGAAUAAGGAGGGUGCGCUGGGAAUGCCUGAUCUGCGAGUUCUUCAACUCCCACCUCAGGCAGAGCUCCAGCAGCAUUCGCGGUGGUAACCCUGAACCAGAUGGUAGACACUGGAGGUAA
Molecule: messenger RNA, 1715 nt
Organism: Maylandia zebra (zebra mbuna)
Lineage: Eukaryota; Metazoa; Chordata; Actinopteri; Cichliformes; Cichlidae
Source: RefSeq, a predicted model, not a curated record